This is a messenger RNA of Cryptococcus amylolentus CBS 6039, 2448 nucleotides long. RefSeq lists its product as hypothetical. The record is from RefSeq and is a predicted model, not a curated record. NCBI's taxonomy places the organism in Eukaryota, Fungi, Basidiomycota, Tremellomycetes, Tremellales, Cryptococcaceae. Bases 1 to 2448 code for a protein of 815 amino acids. The transcript has 11 exons.
AUGGCAGAUGCCUUCUUUCACCCAGCUUUACCUAUUAUCCCCUUGCUGGUCGUCUACUCUAUCUCUGCUCCUUCUGUCUACAAGGUUCCCGAGCUCCCCUCGGCGAGCUUUACUUCUGCUUCUUCCGCGUCUUUAGGAUCGCCCGCAUUCCCCUCACCCGAAGGUGGCGCUCUCGAACCCUUCCUCACAUACACUGAGGAUGGGGAGUUGCUGAACACUGUCGCGUCUGGACCUGGUGCUGCCAACAUCAUGGUUGAGCAGCUCAUUCACUUGACCGGCGCCGUCGUCGUAUCUUUUCUGGCUUUCUUGGGCGGAAUGAAAAAGGUUCUGAAUGAACACAACGAUCAAGCUAUAAAUGAGUUCAAAGCAUCAUUUGCAGAAGGUUGCCGUCGGUACAAAGUCGCCGUAGAAUUCUGCGGAACUCUCAAAGGCGAACUGGUCCGCACAAUGACCAUCCGCUAUCUUCGCCUUUUCGAAGAUCUCCAACCGCCGGUUCCUCCUACGCCUGAAUUCGGUGUUCAUGUGCCUCGUCCCGCCCCGAUUCGACGCGCUCUGCGUUAUCAUCCACCUGGGCACGUAUCACUCGAGUCUGCGGUCGUCGUCAAGACCUCUUGGCCUCAUGUUUUCUCGGAUCGGUGGUCAUUGGAAAAUUCUCUUGGUCGCCCAGUGUCUCCACCUCGUCUUAUUCUUCGGCCGUCUCUUCCCUCAGCUCCUGCCGCUCAUCCCACCGACAAGGAUCGUUCCAUCACGAAGGACUCUACCAGCAACAGCACCUUGUUGGAGGCCAAUCGUGAACCGUCUAGUCCAGUGAACGACCUACUUGAGCCCUCUUGCAAAGUGGAAGACCCGUCGAAUCCAUCACGCAGUCCUGGAGAUACGAUACUCAUCCAUGAGGCAAAAGUGAACUUGGAAUGUCGGAUGGAAAGGCAGGCGGCUGUGGGGCAUGAACCGAAGGAGCGAGUGCACUCCAUGAUCAACAACACCGACACUCCUCAACAGACAUCCACUGGCCCUCCCGCGGAUUCUUUCUCAUCAAGCGGUACUUCUACUCCGACAAUUACUGACGGCAACAUCAGCAACCCUGAGCUACCUUCCACUGGGAACCCACCCCCACGCCCGACAGGGGAAGGUACGCCAGAAGAAGUUGAUUCGUCUACUGGGCUCCAACCCUCACGCCCGAUAGGAGAUGACUCGACUUCUUCUCAGGCGUCACCUGAUGCUGGUACUAUGACUAUCGACACUCGUACUCAAACGACUAGCACAGGUGACGUUGCUGUAAUCGAAGGCCUUGAAAGAGCAACAUCUGGGCCAGACCCCCGACACCCGACAGAGGUUGCCGCUCCUUCCACCCCCGCCCCUUCUUCUUCUUCCUCUUCCAUCUCAGGUCCAUCACCUAAUGAUGAACCGGCACACCCUGGAUCAUCCUCCGACCGCAACAAUGUUGACGGCGGUGACGCCCCUCAAGAGUCCGCAUCUUCUGGACUUCAAGCGACAGCUGCUGUUACCGAAUCAUCGCGUGCGCCUCCUGUGCUCGUUGCUCCUGUGUCCUAUCCUGAAGUCACCGCCAUACAAAGAAUGCCUGGACAUUGGCCGAUCCGUCAUGACGGUACAAUGUCCAGUGCUAUCCAUCCUCGCCGACUCCGGAGCUCUUCCCAGCGACAAUCUCAUCCGCCAUCAGUCCACGAUCUUCGCCGUUCCGCCGCCCUCCUGUCCAGCUCUCGUAGCUUUAUUGAUCCACGGUAUGUCAACUCCCGGGACGCUCGGUCAUCGUUGUUCGACCGAUACACCAGUAUUCCUCGGAUCCUCCGUCAUGAUAAUAGUCGUGCAUCGAGGCUCGGGCCCCACAAUAUGGAGAACGUACAGCCAGAGCCUGUGGACGAAGCCAUCGAUGUACUAACAGAGCCGCCGCGUCAAAUUGUCCAACCACCGUCGUAUGAGAGAUUCGACCCCAACCCGGCGCCUCCAUACUUUGGUUAUCCAGAGGGACAUCCAGACCCGGAUCUACCUCCUCUUUAUCAUCAUGAGGUUCCGAGGGAUGGCGUGUUGGCAGACGGAUCGGUUCAGCAUGGUAGAGAUAAUCCUGCGCUCCCACAAGAUGGGGCCGGCUUGGAUGACAAUGAGCCGGAUGAUCGAGUACGUGGGUGGCUACGGCAGCAAGACGUUGCGAGGGCUACUGGAAGGAUGGACAAUGAUGUGUUCAGCUGGCCGGCUCGCAAUCCCUACGACCACCUUCCAGCGCCAUUUCUUCAAGGCGAACCCGUGGCGCUCCCUUCCCAGCUGCAGGAUCCUGCCGUCACCGCGUAUCAGAACAUGAACGCAGGACAUGUUCUGCCCCAAAAGUACGCGAGCCAAAUCGUCCGCGAGCAAGUACCACCUCAGGAUGCUGUCCCGCCGCCCCAGCACGUCCUCAACCAGGAGAGACAAGGACAUAUCGACCGCCUCGAAUGA